Rhizophagus irregularis DAOM 181602=DAOM 197198 is the source of this 234-nucleotide messenger RNA. Lineage: Eukaryota; Fungi; Glomeromycota; Glomeromycetes; Glomerales; Glomeraceae. The record is from RefSeq and is a predicted model, not a curated record.
AAAAAAUAUCCCUAAUGGUAUUUCAAAGGAUAUCUCUAAUGGUAUCUCAAAGGAUAUCUCUAAUGGUAUUUCAAAGGAUAAUAUUUCAAAACGUAUUUCAAACAACAAUAUUUCAAAGGAUAUUUCAAAUCAUGAUGUUUCAAAAGAUGUUUCAAAGGAUAUUUUGUCCAAUCAAAAUCAAAAUAUUUACAUACCCGUAAUACCUUCAAAAUAUAUUCUUACUAGAUUAAUUUC